Messenger RNA from Monodelphis domestica (gray short-tailed opossum), 8474 nucleotides. RefSeq names its product La ribonucleoprotein 1B (gene LARP1B). The record is from RefSeq and is a predicted model, not a curated record. Gene Ontology annotation, biological process: positive regulation of translation; mRNA stabilization. NCBI's taxonomy places the organism in Eukaryota, Metazoa, Chordata, Mammalia, Didelphimorphia, Didelphidae. Gene Ontology annotation, molecular function: RNA cap binding. Gene Ontology annotation, cellular component: cytoplasmic stress granule; cytosol.
CAGCAGUUUAUUCUUUUGCAAAAGGGACAUUCCCCAGCUUUUGGGGCCUAAGCAACAUUAAAGUAUUGAGUCCAAAGAUUCAAUUCGCAGGAUCUUCAAUCAAAGAAACCCUCCCUCCCACCUGCAGUCAGAUGUGUCAUCUUUGACAUCUUGAAAAGAUGAGGGAAUUACUGGGUUGUAGAUUACAGGAUUUGAUGGAUUGUGAGUUAUUCCACCCCUCAAGACCUUUGAAAAGUGAAAGGCCAAGGUUUUUGUUUUUAGAGCAGGGGGUGCUCUAAAAGGAAGGGAAAGUAUUAACAUCUAGCUAGGUACUUAGCACUUAUGAGAAAGUCACAGAUUUUAUCCCAUUCAACUCCUAACCCCCAGAAAACCUGGGUUUGUAAAAGGCAGAACUUUGGAGAGCUUUAGGUCCGGCAGAGGACACUUUUAAGACUCAGAUGGGCUAAAUAACUUGGCUCUGUCUCCAAGGCAUUUUAGAGGUGAAGUCAAGAUAAAAACCAGUUUUGUCCUUCCUUAUCUCUUGCUCCUUCCUCUUCCACAUCACCUCCAAUGAAUAGAGACUUCUUGACUUCCAUGAAGCUUGAAUGGAGUCUGCUGAAAUUCAUCUCCUCAUUGACGUACCAGUGGGAGUCCUGCAACUGAUGUGUCUUUACAUGACUAUUAUGGGGACUCUAGGGUGGCUGAUCAACUCUGGGUGUGAAGCAGGCUCCCCCAGCCCCCUCCAGCUAAGCAAGGAUUAUUUGCCCUAGGGGGGCUGGUGGUCCAACAUAUUUUUUUAAUUGAUUAAGAAAAUUUUUCCAUGGUUACAUGAUUCAUGUUCUUUCCCUCCCUUCCUCCUACCCUCCUCCCAUAGCCAACAAGCAAUUCCACUGAGUUUUACACGUGUCAUUGAUCAAGACCUAUUUCCAUAAUAUUGAUAUUUGCACUAGGGUGAUCCUAUAGAGUCUAUGUCCCCAAUCACAUCCCCAUCGACCCAUGUGAUCAGGCAGGUGUUUUUCUUUGGUGUUUCUACUCCCACAGUUCUUCCUCUGGAUGUGGGUAGUGUUCUUUCUCAUAGAUCCAUCCAGGUUGCUCGUGAUCACUGCAUUGCCACUAAUGGAGAAGUCCAUCACCUUCGAGUGCACCACAGGGCAUUAGUCUCUGUGUACAUUGUUCUCUUGGUUCUUCUCCUCUCACUCUGCAUCACUUCCUGGAGGUUGUUCCAGUCUCCGUGGAAUUCCUCGACUUUAUUAUUCCUUUGAGCACAAUAGUAUUCCAUCACCAACAUACGCCACAAUUUGUUCAGCCAUUCCCCAAUUGAAGGGCAUCCCCUCAUUUUCCAUUUGUUUGCCAUGGUAGUCUAACAUAUUCACUAAGGUACAGCACAGAAUCUGGUCUUUUGGCCACUAUAUUGGAACUCCAUUUUGUUUUCUAUGUCAUUUUGAAAUUUGUUAGUUUUUCCUUUAUUUGUUUUCCAGAUUCUUCUUCUGUUCCUUUCAGCAACUAAACUAUAACAUCUCACACGGCUUACAUAGUACCUUACAUUGAAAUUUUUUAAAUUUUGGUGUUGUUUUAACAUAAAAAUCUUUUUAAUUAUUAAAAAAAAAAUUCCUGAGAAGUCAGUGAGGUCCCUCCAGAUAAUUUGUCUGUUAUUUUUUUUUUUAACCCUUACCUUCCUGGAAUCAAUACUGUGUAUUGGUUCCAAGGCAGAAUGGCAGUAAGGGCAAGGCAAUGGGGGUUAAAUGACUUGCCCAGGGUCACACAGCUAGGAAGUGUCUGACUGCCACAUUUAAACCCAGGACCUCCUGUCUCUGGGUCUGGAUCAGGCUUUCAAUUCACUGAGCCACCUAGCUGCCCCCUGCUGUCAUUCUUGAAAGUUAUCUGUCAUGCCUGGGGAAGCUGAGAGGAGAAAAAUAAAGAACUUAACCCCCAAGAGAACUAUUUAACUUUUAAUAUUCUGAAUAAGAAGAUUGUUGAGACCUGGGCUACAAUCUGGAGAGGAGAAUAGUGGGACUUGGUUUCAGAAGUGAAGUACUGGUUAGAGGUAAUUCUGGCUUUGAUUUUUCUAGCAGCUAAACUAUAAAUGUCAAACUAUUAUAUAUAGAUGGGGGGGGGGGAGGGAGAGAUGCUGCUUAUGGGAAAUGUUUUUUCCAGUUUGAGAAAUAUGAUUAAUUUAAUAGACUAGCACGGAGGCUGACUCAGAGGUAACUGAUUAGCAGAAGGGUAACCGGUGUAUGAAGAAUCAUUUGCUGUCCAGAGGCGGGGCCAUAAGGCACGACCAUCGGAAGCCUGGGCUAGAGCGCCACUCUGCAGAGUUCAGCUGCGGAGCCCAGUCCUCUCUGGCCAAGGUUUCAGGGCAAUAUUGAGAGGGUCUGCAAUGGGGUGACCGGGUCUGUGCUGACUCCUCUGGGAGGCUUUUCCUCCUAAAGCAAGUGGGAAACAACGUGGCGGAUCCGGGAGGCCUCGCAAGAGCCUCGGAGUCGCAGAGUCAAGAGCUGCCGGGGGAUGGUGGGGGGGUCAAAGGAAGAGCCCGAGCUGGCGACCUUGGGGUUCUGGGGGGCCAGUGCUCCAUUACCCGGACCCCAACACGGCCCCAGUCUCCAGCGUCCCUGCGCUCAAGGCGUAGCCCCACCCAGGAGUCAUUGCAUCGGGCACCCCGUGAGGUUAAAGCAGGCGCCGCCUCCGCCUGGCAGUCAGGGCCCGGCCCGGCUACAAGGGCCGCGACGACCUUAGUACACUCCCUGCCCCGCCCGGCAGGCCGGAUUGCCCCCUCCAUUGGAGAAGAGCCUUGCUGCCGGAGCACGUGCCAGGGUCAGGGUCCGAACUCGGAAAGGAAAGGCUGGGGACUCUCCAAGCAUUGGCAGCAGAGAGUGAGGCGGCCUCGCGCAGGGGGUGGGGUGAGGUAGGGGGUAGAGGGGUUGGGCGACCAAAGGGCAGCCGGGAGCCAGAGCCGGGCGACCCGAAGGGGGUCGACUGCUCACGGAGGAGGCACGCCCUAUGCGAGGAGGCGGGGCACGGCUGCGCAAGCGUGGCCUGGCCGGGAGGAGGGUCUUGGCCUGGCCUGGCCGCCUCGAGGGGAGGAGCCAACGUGCGCGGUGCCGCCCCGCGCCGCACCUCCCUUCCGGGGCCUCCAGAGCGGAGGAGCCUGUGUGGUCACAGUGGUCUGUCUCUAGGCGGGAGCGGAGCGUGCGCCGUGCCCCGAGUCUCCUCCCUCUCCCCCCACCCCCGCAGGCCGGGGGCGGGUCUCCUUAGCCUCGGAGAGAGGAGGGUCGGCGGCGGGUACUCGCGGUGUUCGUUCUCUUCUCACCCCACUAGGGCUCGCGGGGGGCUGACGGGGGUGGGCGUUUGUAGGUAAAUAGGCGCGGGCGGUGGCUGCAGGUCAGGAGGACCGGAAGAAGCGGGCCGGAGGCCACGUCAUUCUCCCGAGGGGGGCGGGGGAAAUUCUCACCUUCCGCCCUCUGAUACCACCCCUCGCGCUUACCGGCUCCCUGCUGUGCGCGUGCGCAGCCCCGCCCAGUCCCGCCCGGUUUCUCUCUAGCGGCCUCCGUCCCUUGGCUCCACACGCUCGGCGUGAGGGGGACUCGUGCUCCUACCGUGCGUGUGCGAGAGGAAUACGGCGACGUGAGGGAGAAAGAGAGGGAAGCGGAGAGAGAGAAGGCGAGAAAGAGCGAGAGAGGCAAAGUCGGGGAGGGGGCGAGUGUGUGCGGUGGUGACGCGUGCGCGCGCGCGCGCGCGACCGGGAGAGGCGGCCGCGGGCGGUUAGCGCUCAGCCCGGCGCGUGGGCCAGGGGGCGCUCUCCCCCCCGCGGCGCACACGUACACGCCCGGCUCACACGCACGCGCGCACACUCACGCGCAGGGCGCUCCGCGGGAGAGGGACUGAGUGGGCGGCGGCGGGCCGUGCCGGGCUGUAUCCGGUUCUCUGGCCGAGGCCGGGGCCGUUUGUGACCCGGGCGGGCCGAGGAAGGCGGGCGGCGGGCGGGCGGGCCUGGGCCUGGGCCCCGGCGGGGCGGGGCGGGACCAUGUCUGCUGAGGGCUCCGUCCCCCCGCCCGAGGAGCCGGCCUCGGUCGCCGAGCUGGGCCUGCCCCCGCCGCGGGAGCGGGAGCUGGAGGGAGCCGGGGCCGCCGCCCGCGGGGAGCCCCCGCCGGUGCCCCCCGCCGCUCCCGCGCCCCUGGGCCACAGCGUGCCCCUGGCGGCCGUGGCCGUGAAGCCGCUCGGACUGCCCUUGGCUCACAGGCCUCCGGAGCCGGGGAGCCCCCCAGGGCCCGAGGACUACGAAGACGACGGUGACGGCGACGACGAGGACGACGGGGCCGCCGCGAGGGAGCGACCCCGGGCGCCGCCGCCCAAGGAGAACCCCUGGACCAAGAAGCCGCCGCCACCGCCUCCCCCUUCCGCGCUGCUGCCGCCGGCCGUGGUGACCGCCGCCCCGAGCCCGGCCCCAGGCCAGACUCCGGCAGCCGCAGCCUCCUCCGUGCUGGGCCCGCCGCAGCUUCUGCCCCUGACCGAGGCCGCGGAGCCAGAGCUAAGUUCCACAAAAAUUAUAAAAGCAGGAAAACCCAAGACAAAGAAAACUAACAAGGCUAGUGAUUUCAGUGACAUCACAAAUUGGCCGACACCAAGUGAAUUAGUAAACAAUGAAUGCCAGAAUGUCACCAAUCAACCAAAUAAGAAACCACAAAACAGAAAAGACAAGGAAGAGAAGAUUGAAAAGAGAAUCAACAGUGAAAGUAAAGAAAACCGGGAAGCGAAGCUUGAUGGCCCUGGAGAGAAUGUCAGUGAGGAUGAGGCUCAGUCAAAUAAUCAAAGAAAGAGAGGAAACCUGCCAUAUUCUGUAUCCUGUGUGAGGACUUCUUUGUCAAUUCCAGCUAAUAAGCACAAGUGGGUACCACUUCAUUUAGAUGAUGUAAGACCUGAUAGCCAAGAAAGACCAGGAUCCCGGAACAGCUCAAGAUCUCAACCAGAAGCCAAUAAGUCAGCACAUAACAACCGCCGAAAUGACUCACGAAGUUGGAGACGUGAUAGAGAGAAGAGAGAUGAUCAGGAUGAAGUUUCCAGUGUGAGAAGUGAAGGUGGUAAUAUACGAGGUUGUUUUAGAGGCCGAGGAAGAGGCCGUGGCCGAGGAAGAGGACGAGGGCGAGGAAACCCUCGAAUGAACUUUGAAUAUUCGUAUGGUUAUCGAGAACAACAUGGAGAAAGAACUGAUCAACCAUUUCAACCAGAACUUAACACUAGCAUGAUGUAUUACUAUGAUGAUGGCACAGGAGUUCAGAUGUAUUCUGUGGACGAAACAUUGCUCAAAGAAUACAUUAAGCGACAAAUUGAAUAUUACUUCAGUAUAGAAAAUUUGGAACGGGACUUCUUUCUUAGGAGGAAGAUGGAUGAACAAGGUUUCUUACCCAUUUCUCUGAUUGCCAGUUUCCACCGUGUUCAGGCCCUGACUACAAAUGUCAAUCUCAUUUUAGAGGCUUUGAAAGACAGUACCGAAGUGGAAAUAGUGGACCAGAAGAUGAGGAAAAAGGUGGAACCCGAAAAAUGGCCAAUUCCUGGCCCUCCUCCACGUAAUGUGCCACAAACUGACUUCUCUCAGCUCAUCGACUGCCCAGAGUUCAUACCAGGCAAAGCCUUUGGCUCACAUACUGAGUCUGCCCCAAGUUCUCCAAGAAUGGGAAGUCCAUUGAGUCCAAAGAAAAAUAUUGAAACAAGUAACCUUCAAACAAUGUCUAGAGGGUUGUCUACCAGCUUGCCUGAUCUGGACUCGGAGCCUUGGAUAGAAGUAAAAAAGAGGCAUCGUCCGUCCCCAGUUAAAUUAAAGGAGUCGAUGGGCACAGCUGAAGAAGCGGCAAAUCAGCCCCAGCAGCCUUCAGAGGAACAAGAACAAGAGGAACUGGAUUUUUUGUUUGAUGAAGAAAUGGAACAGAUAGAAGGACGAAAGAACACAUUUACUGAUUGGUCUGACAAUGAUUCCGAUUAUGAAAUCGAUGACCAGGAUUUAAAUAAGAUCUUGAUUGUGACUCAGACCCCACCUUAUAUGCGGAAACAUCCUGGGGGAGAUCGUACAGGCAACCAUGUGUCUCGUGCCAAAAUUACAUCGGAACUUGCUAAAGUCAUCAAUGAUGGCUUGUAUUAUUAUGAACAAGAUUUGUGGAUGGAGGAAGACGAGAACGAACAUGCAACAAUGAAGCAAGAAGUUGAAAACUUUAAGAAGCUAAAUCUAAUUAGUAAAGAGCAAUUUGAGAAUCUAGCACCUGAACCUCCCUUUGAGCCAAAUCUAGACGUUCCUGUAGGACCUUCGCAGUCUCAGCAAGACUUGACUGAUGAACUGGCUCAUAAAUUAUUUGGUAUUUCAGAAGUAUCUUCAACAACAAUGGCUCGUUCCUUGCCAACUGCAGUUCCAGAAUCUCCAAGAGUCCAUCCUGCAAGAACACCCAAAACACCCCGCACACCCAGGUUGCAAGAUCCAAACAAAACGCCAAGAUUCUAUCCCGUUGUGAAGGAACCGAAAGCCAUCGAUGUGAAGAUUCCAAGAAAGAGAAAAACACGGCAUAGUACAAACCCCCCUCUAGAGUGUCAUGUUGGUUGGGUAAUGGACUCCAGAGAUCACAGGCCAAGAACAUCCUCUGUCAGUAGUUCCAAUGCUUCCCCUUCAGAAGGUGCACCACUGGUAGGAAGCUAUGGAUGUACCCCUCAUUCUCUCCCAAAGUUCCAGCAUCCCUCUCAUGAACUUUUGAAGGAAAACGGCUUUACACAACAAGUAUAUCAUAAAUAUCGCCGAAGGUGCCUAAAUGAGAGAAAACGCUUGGGAAUUGGCCAGUCCCAAGAAAUGAAUACCCUCUUUCGUUUCUGGUCCUUUUUUCUCAGAGACCACUUCAAUAAGAAAAUGUACGAGGAAUUUAGACAACUUGCUUGGGAUGAUGCAAAAGAAAACUACAGAUAUGGACUAGAAUGUCUGUUCAGGUUUUAUAGUUACGGACUGGAAAAAAAAUUCAGACAAGAGAUCUUCAAGGAUUUCCAAGAAGAAACCAAAAAAGAUUAUGAAUCAGGUCAGCUGUAUGGAUUAGAAAAGUUUUGGGCUUAUCUAAAAUAUUCCCAAUCCAAGACUCAGUCUAUCGACCCAAAACUUCAGGAAUACCUCUGUAGUUUUAAGAGGUUAGAAGACUUCCGAGUUGAUCCUCCUAUUAGUGAGGAAUUUGGGAGGAAAAGACAUUCUUCAGCUUCUACUGGUGAGGAAAGUAGUCGCCGCAGACCUCCAUCGAAUUCUUCUUCAAAGCCACUCAAUGCUGCCAAACCUCCUGCUACCCAUCAGCCUCAGGUCCCAAUAAACUCUCCCCGAAGGAAUGCUUCACAGGAGUCCAUUGACAAUUUCCCCCAGAACGGCACUGCCUCCGAAUCAACAGACGGCGGCGAGAUGCCCGAGAAAUAGACUUUUGUCAAAGCUGUUUGCCCUUGAAAUCAGCAUUUACAUCAGUAUUUUAUUUCAAGGAUCUUUGGGGAAAAUGUUUUCAUGCUUGAUUGUGGGGGUCGGAACAAAGCAAGGGAAGACAAAGGGUAGCAUCUCCUCUAACACAAGAGAAAUUCCAAACGUUUUCCCCUAAUUUCUAGUGGACUAGGUUAGGUUUGGGGACCUUCAAUAGAGAUCCUCUAGUAAUGUCUUUUGGUUUCAGUAUUUCUGUCUUAGAGCUAUUGUUUACAAAAACUGCAUUCCCUUAUUACGUGCAACAACAAAAAUUGGAAUGCCUUACAUUUCAGCUCAUGCUUCUUAAAGAAGAGAGAGUUUGUUUUAUUCACCUCAGCCAUAGAGCUUUCUUCACCCAUUUUCCCCAUUAUCAACUAAUAUUUGUACUUAUCAGAGACAAAGGAAGAUUACGUAUGUAUAUUUUAAAUUCAGAAAGAGGAUCUGAAGCAAUAUGUUCACUCCUAGAUCUAUAAAUAUUAAAGGAAACCUUUUUUACACAAGUGGCAGUACAUGGGAGGAACGGCAGUUACAUGGAAGUGGAUGCACUUGGGGUGCUGGGCUUUCGCUUUUUGGUGUGUGUGUUUUUUGGGGGUGGGGGUGGGAAACUCAUAUUCAAGAUCUCCAUAGUUAGUGUUGUGUUGGGUAUGGAGUUGACAUCUAUCUGCUGGUUAAGUUUUAGGAGAGAUUUGCUUUUUAAAUUGAUUCUUAUAUAUGAACUUGAGCAAGUAAUUGAAAACUGGGUUAGGGCUGAUUUGAGUAUUGUCCUAAAUUCGUUAAAUCUUGCACUACUUUAAAUACAUCUGCUGUUCAGACAUCUGCAGGUGGCUAAUAUGACAGUCAGAUUAUCCUCAAUUUAAGAGGUAUUUCGUUUUUCCAUUUUGUUUCUUUUAAUCCUUAUUUUGUGCUCAUAAAGUGUUUACAAGAGAGUUAUAGCAGAUUGAUUUCUAAUUUUUUUUUUGCCAUUUCAACUGAUGUAAAUGAUAGUUUCAGUUUAUUUUGUGGGAAAUUAAAGAAAUAAAGCACUCUAAUUCUGAAUUGA